Messenger RNA from Pollicipes pollicipes, 671 nucleotides. Its product is annotated as glycogen debranching enzyme-like. Gene Ontology annotation, biological process: glycogen catabolic process. Bases 60 to 671 code for a protein of 203 amino acids. The transcript has 6 exons. Gene Ontology annotation, molecular function: amylo-alpha-1,6-glucosidase activity; 4-alpha-glucanotransferase activity. Lineage: Eukaryota; Metazoa; Arthropoda; Thecostraca; Pollicipedomorpha; Pollicipedidae. The record is from RefSeq and is a predicted model, not a curated record.
AAUUCUUGUGGAACAAACUCUUGAUCUCUCCGCAGCAUAAAGGACGGGUGGGCGCCGACAUGGCCACUCGGGCCGCGCCGGCCAUGGAGCUGCAUGCUUUGGAUCGCUACAAAUUCUCGUGCAGCUACCCUCCACUGUUCCCUGGAAUGGCGUGCCAAGGAACUGGUGACGACCCAGAGGUCCGAGUGCUCAAACUCCAUGACGACCACCACCAGGAGGCGACCCUGUAUCGGCUGCAGAAAGGUUUCAUCCUGCACUUCCGUCUGGGCCCGUCGCUGUUCGGCCGCGUGGUGUCCGUGUUCAGCAACCACCCGGCCUCGGCCGACGAGGAGUUUAGCCGCGACAAGUACCGCCUGCUGCCCUGGAAGUCCGACAGCAAGAUCAUCGACGACACCAGCAUCUUCGUGGAGGUCCCGAUCGUCCGCGCCGGCUCGUUCCGCUACUUCACGCACACAGAAGGCUCGGACCCGAACCCGCGCGGCUCCGGAUACUUCGUGGUGGACCCGACCCUGUCGCGCGGCUCCAACAACGAGGUGUUGGGCAUGGACUGCAUCCUCAGUCAGACGGUGCUGUCCAAGUGUCUGGGUCCGCUGGACCAGUGGGAGGGCCGGCUGGAGGUGGCCCGCCAGACCGGCUACAACAUGGUGCACUUCACGCCCGUGCAGGUCUGA